Seminavis robusta is the source of this 636-nucleotide messenger RNA. The record is from the annotation of a GenBank genome assembly. Lineage: Eukaryota; Bacillariophyta; Bacillariophyceae; Naviculales; Naviculaceae.
AUGGGCCAUCUGGACAUUCUCAAAUGGUUGCUGCAGAACGAGUGCCCAUGGGAUGGAACCACCUGCUCUGCAGCUGCCGAGGGUGGGCAUUUAGAAACUCUCAAGUGGGCUUGGGAGAACAGAUGCCCUUGGAAUGAGAAUACAUGCAUGUCAGCUGCUGCCAAUGGCCAUUUGAAAAUCCUUAAAUGGGCGCAUGACCAUGGAUGUCCAUGGGAUGGAACCACAUGCUCUGCCUCUGCUCGAGGGGGGCAUUAUGAAAUUCUCAAGUGGGCUCGUGGCAAUGUAUGCCCAUGGGAUGCAAGGACAUGCUCUGCUGCUGCCCAAGGUGGGUACCUUCAAAUCUUGAAAUGGGCGCGGGAGAAUGGAUGCCUGUGGGAUGAAAUGACGUGUUCUAGUGCAGCUGGAGGUGGUCAUUUUGGUAUCCUGAAAUGGGCCAGAGCAAGUGGCUGUCCUUGGGAUGCAGCCACAUGCUCAGCUGCUGCAUCAGAUGGGUAUCUUUACAUUGUUCAAUGGGCCCGUGAAAAUGGCUGUCCUUGGGAUGCACUCACAAUCACUUGUGCUUCCGCAUCAAACCAUUUGGAUGUUGUGCAAUGGGCUCGUGAAAAUGGCUGCCCAGAGCCACAGUUUGGGUUCUAG